UUUUGACAGUGACAUCCGUCUAGUUUCUAAGUUUUUGUAUGUUUUGUAAUAAAAAUUUCAGCAAUAUAAUUUUAUGAGUAAGCUGUUAAUCCAAUGUUUCCUGAAAUUUUAAUAACCUAAUGAGAGAUUAACAAUUGGACAUUUUUAAACAUGCACAUUAAACAGGUUAUUAUACAAGGGUUCAAGAGUUACCGAGAACAAAUUGUUGUUGAACCCUUUGAUAAAAGACAUAAUGUGGUUGUAGGACGGAAUGGAUCCGGAAAGAGUAAUUUCUUUCAUGCUAUACAAUUUGUGCUCAGCGAUGAGUUCUCACAUCUCAGACCAGAGCAGCGACUGGCUUUGCUUCAUGAAGGCACUGGACCAAGGGUCAUAUCAGCAUUUGUUGAAAUCAUAUUUGAUAACUCCGAUCACAGAAUACCGAUUGAAAAAGAUGAAAUAUUCCUAAGAAGAGUAAUUGGAUCAAAGAAAGAUCAAUUCUUUCUAAACAAAAAAGUUGUACCCCGAUCAGAGGUUCUAAAUCUUUUAGAAAGCGCUGGAUUAUCUAAUUCAAAUCCAUAUUACAUUGUUAAGCAAGGAAAGAUCAACCAGAUGGCCAUAGCACCGGAUUCCCACAGACUGAAGCUUCUCAGAGAGGUGGCUGGGACAAGAGUUUAUGAUGAGCGCAGAGAAGAAUCCGUUACUAUUCUUAAAGAAACUGUUGGAAAGGUGGAAAAAAUCAACGAGUUUCUGCAAACAAUAGAGGAACGUUUGAAAACUCUUGAAGAGGAAAAAGAAGAGUUGAAGGAGUAUCAGAAGUGGGACAGAGCUCGGCGAGUGCUCGAAUUUAUUAUACACGACACUGAACAUCGCGAGAACAAACGGAAGCUGGAGGAGUUGGAAAAGAUGCGCUCAAACAGCGGCAAAGAGCAACAACAUUAUGCAGACUUAGUUAGAGAGGCGCAGGACCAUGUGAGGGAGGCCAACAGAAAACUAAAAGAAGCUCGAAAGGAUGUAGCAGCUGCUAGAGAAGAGAAGGAUAUCCUGUCGACGGAGCAGCAGCAGCUGCUGCGCGAGAAGACAAAACUGGAGCUUGGCAUCAAAGAUCUCACCGAUGAUGUGGACGGAGACAACAAAUCCAAGGAAAGAGCGGAAGCAGAAUUGGAGAGAUUGAGACAACAGAUAGCGGAGAAGGAAAGAGAACUGGAAGAGUUGAAGCCGAAGUACGAGGAGAUGAAAGCUCGUGAGGAAGAGUGCACGCGGGCUCUGGCUCUCAACCAGCAGAAGAGACAGGAGCUGUACGCCAAGCAGGGCAGGGGAACGCAGUUUACCUCUAAACAGGAUAGGGAUAGAUGGAUAGAGAAGGAAUUAAAAUCCCUAAACAAGCAAAUAAAGGAUAAGAAAGACCAUGAGAAUAAACUUAAAGAAGAUUUACGUCGUGACGCAACAAAAUUGACAGAGUUACAGAAGAGAAUAGAAGAGACUACGAAGGAGAUGGAGAGACAAAGAAUAGCCAUUGAUGAGCACAACAAGCAGUACUACGAGUGCAAGAAGAGAAAGGAUCAAGAGCAAAGUACUAGAAAUGAACUUUGGCGUAAGGAAACGACAUUGACACAAAACUUGUCAUCGCUGAAAGAUGACUUAGCUAAAGCGGACCAAGCACUUAGAUCUAUGGCUGGAAAGCCUAUUUUAAACGGACGUGACAGUGUACGUAAAGUGUUAGAGACAUUCCAAGAGAGGGGAGGAGAGUGGGCAAAAAUAGCCACUCAGUACUACGGACCGGUUAUUGAAAACUUCACUUGUGAGAAAACUAUUUACACUGCGGUUGAGGUGACAGCAGGUAACAGACUAUUCCACCACAUUGUGGAGUCAGACACGGUGGGCACCAAGAUCCUGAAGGAGAUGAACCGGCAGAGUCUGCCCGGAGAGGUCACCUUCAUGCCGCUUAACAGACUUCAAGUGCGGGACAUGAUUUAUCCCAAUGACAAUAAUGCGAUCGCGAUGGUGCAGAAAUUAAAAUACGACCCGAAGUAUGCGAAGGCGAUGAAGUACAUAUUCGGGAAGACGCUCAUCUGCAGGAACCUGGAGUGUGCCACCGAGCUCGGCAAGCAGUUCCACCUCGACUGUGUCACCCUCGAGGGAGAUCAGGUGUCAUCAAAAGGUUCACUGACCGGUGGCUACUUCAACCAGUCCCGGUCUCGGCUGGAGAUGCAGAAGACGCGUUCAGAGCUGAUGGAACAGAUAGGUACCCUGGAGAGCGAGCUGAGUGCGCUGCGGCAGGAGCUCGCCAGCACCGAGACCACCAUCAAUACCAUAGUCUCCGAGAUGCAGAGGACGGAGACCAAGCAGGGGAAAGCCAAAGACAUCUUUGACAAAGUAAAGGCUGAUAUCCGCCUGAUGAAGGAAGAACUGGCGUCCAUCGAGCGGUUCCGUGGACCCAAGGAGCGCUCUCUGGCGCAGUGCCGCUCCAGUCUAGAAGCCAUGCAGGCCACUAAAGAGGGUCUGGAGUCUGAGCUGCAUCAGGAGUUGAUGGAGCAACUGUCGACAGCUGACCAGGGUAAGGUGGACGAGCUGAACGAUGCGAUACGUCGUCUCACGCAAGAGAACAAGGAGGCGUUCAGUCAGCGUAUGAACCUCGAGGCCAACAAGAACAAGCUCGAGAACUUGCUCACCAACAAUCUCAUCAGACGUAAAGAUGAGUUAGUGCAGGCGUUACAAGAGAUAUCUGUGGAAGAUCGCAAACGGAGGCUGGCUAACAGCAAGUCUGAUCUGGCGGCUGCUGAGAAGAGAAUAAGGCAGAUCAACAAAGAGAUGGAAGAAGUAGAACGUAAAGUCCAGGCGGCUGUGAAAAAUGAAAAGGCAUUGAAACUGGAACUUGAUAAAUGGAGGAAUAAAGAGAAGGAAGCACAAGACAAAAUGGAGGAGGACGCUAAGGGUCUGGAGAAGAUGGCCUCGAAGGAGGUGCUGCUGCAGGAGAAGAUCCAGGAGUCGCUGGACAAGAUCGCAGCACUUGGUACACUCUCCAACGCACCAGAACUACACGCCAAGUAUCAGAAGAUGUCACUCAAACAGUUAUUCAAAGAACUGGAGAAAGCGAACCAACAUCUGAAGAAAUACAAUCACGUGAACAAGAAGGCCUUGGACCAGUUCAUCAGUUUCUCUGAACAAAAGGAGAAGUUGUACAAGAGGAAGGAGGAGUUGGAUAUUGGUGGUGAGAAGAUCCGCGAACUGAUCGAGACACUGGAACACCGCAAGUUGGAGGCGAUCCAGUUCACAUUCAAGCAAGUCAGCAAGAAUUUCACUGAGGUGUUCAAGAAGUUGGUACCUCAUGGCCGAGGCUCCCUCAUCAUGCGCGUUGCCGCAGACGACGUUAGCGACGCACUCGCUGAGCGUGCCAACGCGGACCAGUUCACCGGUGUGGGCAUCAAGGUGUCAUUCACCGGCGGAGAGGGUGACAUGCGGGAGAUGAACCAGCUCUCUGGAGGUCAGAAGUCUCUGGUCGCACUCGCUCUCAUCUUCGCCAUACAGAAGUGUGAUCCCGCACCUUUCUAUCUAUUUGAUGAAAUCGAUCAGGCGUUGGACGCACAACAUCGUAAAGCGAUAGCAAACAUGAUCCACGAAUUGUCUGCGUCUGCGCAGUUCAUUACGACAACAUUCAGACCUGAGUUACUGGAACACGCUCACAAGUUCUACGGCGUCAAGUUUCGUAACAAAGUGUCUCAUGUUGAGUGUGUCACUCAGGAUGAGGCACGAGACUUUGUUGAGGACAGCGCUACACACGCGUAAUACUUAUGU
Messenger RNA from Papilio machaon (common yellow swallowtail), 3771 nucleotides. RefSeq names its product structural maintenance of chromosomes protein 3 (gene SMC3). Bases 151 to 3762 code for a protein of 1203 amino acids. The transcript has 23 exons. Gene Ontology annotation, biological process: mitotic sister chromatid cohesion. Gene Ontology annotation, molecular function: double-stranded DNA binding; ATP binding; cohesin loader activity. Gene Ontology annotation, cellular component: chromosome. NCBI's taxonomy places the organism in Eukaryota, Metazoa, Arthropoda, Insecta, Lepidoptera, Papilionidae. The record is from RefSeq and is a predicted model, not a curated record.